AUGAAAGGAAAAUCAUCAGCAUACGGUUGUCUAGAUCUACAAGAACCGGUAUGGCUUCAAAUCAAACAAAAGCCAUGUAAGUCUCAACUUCCUCCUGCUUUUGGUUUAGCUGAAAACGAGAGUCGGGAAAGCAUUGUUAUCGAGGAUGAUGUGUCAAAUAAUGCUGAACAAUGCAAACUCGAGCACAACGAAGCGGGCAAGGGUGAGGAUGGGUCACCCUGGCAACGCAUGAAAUGGACUGGAAAAAGCGUGAAGCUUUUGGUUACUAUUCUUUCUUACAUCGGGGAGGAUCCUUCCACCGAUUGUGCGGGUAUUCAGAUAAAAAUGUCUUCUCUUUUAAGGAAACAAGGAAAAUGGAAGUGUGUUUCGAAGUUCAUGGCUGGUCGGGGUUACCACGUUUCUCCUCAACAAUGCGAGGACAAGUUCAAUAAUUUGAACAAAACAUAUAGGAGACUGAAUGAUUUACUGGGGAAAGGUACUUCUUGUAAGGUUGUUGAGAACCCUAAGCUUUUGGACAUAAUCGAUGUAUCUGAGAGGACGAAAGAAGAUGUAAGAAAACUUUUGACUUCGAAACAUUUGUUUUUCGAAGAGAUGUGCUCGUAUCAUAAUGGAAACCGAUUGUAUCUACCUCAUGAUCCAGAUUUGCUGCGGUCUUUUCUGAUUAUUCUGAAGAACGAAGAUGAUUCCAAGCUUCUUGAUUCGAGCCAACCUGUGCUUGAUGGUACUGAUCAAAAAGCUGAAGCUCUUGCUGAAGUUGAUAUAGCUAAGGAUAAUGGAACAACUUCUGUGCUCCCGGAGUUCUCGGUGAAGUGGUUGGACCUGAUUAACGAAAAUGAUAUCACAGGUUUUGCAAAUACUUCAAAGCCAUUCGAUUCUAACCAAAGUUUAAAUGCUCAAGGUGAUACAGCCGGGUACAACAGGGAAAAUUAUGAUUUUUCUGCAGUCUCUGCAAUGUGGUUGAAGCAAACAAAUGAAAACGAAGUUCCAGAUCAUGGUAAAUAUUCGGAAGUGUCGGACUUCAACCAAAUUUCGGAUUCUCCCCAUCGGAAUCUUACCCGCCAUGAAGACAAUGAAGCAGAUGGAUCACAGGAGUCGAUGGCACGUCGAGCGAAUCAGCUAGAGAAGCAAAAGUUGCAGCUGAAGUCCAAGGUUCUCAACUUAGAGAAGAAGCAGUUGAAGUGGAAGCGUCUAAGCUGGAAGCAGGAAUUGAAGCUGGACAAGAUGAGGCUGAGAAACAAGUGUCUGAAACAUGGAAACGAAUGCAUAGCAAUGCAACUUAAGGAGAAAGUGGAUCUCGAAAGCGUUUAA
Hibiscus syriacus is the source of this 1308-nucleotide messenger RNA. RefSeq lists its product as uncharacterized. The coding region runs from base 1 to 1308 and encodes 435 amino acids. The transcript has a single exon. NCBI's taxonomy places the organism in Eukaryota, Viridiplantae, Streptophyta, Magnoliopsida, Malvales, Malvaceae. The record is from RefSeq and is a predicted model, not a curated record.